Bursaphelenchus xylophilus (pine wood nematode) is the source of this 3547-nucleotide messenger RNA. The record is from the annotation of a GenBank genome assembly. Lineage: Eukaryota; Metazoa; Nematoda; Chromadorea; Rhabditida; Aphelenchoididae.
AUGACAAGUCAAAAAAUUGGAGUGCUACUGUUGAUUGCGUUGACGAUCGGAACAAUUGUAAGUACCAAUCCGUUUGCAAAGUCGAUGUGGCGAUUUCUGCGUCAUUUUUCGAAGAAAAAAAUUGCAUAUUUUUAUAUUUUUUUUGUUUUUUUUUACAAAAAAUUAAAAAAUAUCAAAAAAUAAAAAAAUAAAAAAUUUCGGUUUUUCACAUUUUUUACAUUUUUUUAGAAUGCCGAAAGAUACCACAUUCGAGCCCACCGCUCCGCCAAGGACCCACCGGCCGAUAUUUUGGUCAGACAUAAGGAAGUUGAGGAGCUGAAACCUCAAGGCGCACCAACUCAGCACCGAGUGAAGAGAGAUGAAGAAGUUGGUAGGGCCUUUAAAAAAAAUAUUUUUUUUGCAAAAAAAAACAUUUUCUUUUGGGCGAAAAAUAUAAAAUCUGGCUUCGGAUAGGGCGUGCUAAGAAAGCUGACUCUAUAUAUAUGUAUUUUAUCAGUCUGUCGGGUAAAUAAUGGGCACAAUGUCGCAAUGAAAGUCGAGGAAUCUGACAGGGGAAGUACCCCAAGUGCGACGUUCAGAUUUUGAUGAAACUUGGCACAAAUUUAGAACAAUUUUUUCUAAGAUAUAUGCGAGAAUUCUAGCUCGCGCUUUGCAGAAACAACCGAGAUUUUUAGAUCGAAAGUCUGCCAAAAUUUAGGACUUUUUGACGAAUUUUGGCACGAAAAGUUUCAUGCCUAUUUCUACCGUAAAGGAUAAUGUUUCUACAAAAAAUCAAAUUUUUCCGCACGAAGCUGCCAAAGUUAUAGCCAAAAAGCGUUUUUCUCUCUGACCGCUCUCCACGUUUAGCGUUCUCUCUCGGCGGUCGAAAUCGUUCGAUAUCUCGGCGACGCCCGCAAAGCGCGAGCUAAAACUUCCAGGAAUUGAUAUUUAGUCCAUACCCGACGUGUGUGCAAAUUUUGAAGAAAAUCUGAGCGUCGCACUUGGAGUACUUCCCCUGUGAAAUCGCGGCAAAAUCCAGUUGCCUUUUUCCUAAAAAAAUCAAAUCGCGACCGGCGCAGCAGAAGUGUUGCCGAAGAAACCACCAAGGGAAAUUAUUUUUGUUACGCUCCCUUCAUUUUUUCUACUCUUCCUAUUGUAAAUUUCACAUUCGAAAAGGUGAUGCAACUCUUUCUGAAAAGUUCUUUGAAUUGGCUUGUCUCCAGACAAAAGUCACGUUAUAUGAAAAGCCAUAUUCAACGAGAAAAUUGAUAACAAUGCGAUCAGUUUGGGUUGUCAGUUUGAACUAGAGGUCUCGAAAAUGUUUUCCCGUAAGUGUAUAGUCGAAAUGUUUGCGUAAAAAUCUUCAGCGCGGCUGAUCAGGCUAAAAAAGUUGUCAGCGGCCGUUUUGCGUACCUAGGUCUAUACUAUACCGGAUAGUACAGUUGUUGGAGUGUUUAGGAAAAUGCGAAAUGUCGGUGGCCAAAAAUUCACUUAUUCUGUUGAGAUUUGAAAACAUGCGAGGAAAUUUUUUUUCUCUGCGGAAUUCAUAGCAAAGACUUCAAUUUUUAUUACUUUACUAACUUGUCGAGCCACGCAUCAUUCUGUUGGGAAUGCUUUUUCGCAGCUAAAUGCAAAUCGCAGCGGCUGUCGCAAAGCGAUGAUGGGCGAUUCCAAGGCGCGACAAAUCCACAUUAUCAGUCUGUCGGGAGAAUCACAGCGGGUUGUCGUGCCUUGGAAUCGCCCAUCUCCUAAGCAUGGCUGCAAACCGGGCCAACCCGGCCCGGCCCGGCGCGGGCCGCAGGCCCGGGCUUAAAUCUCCAAACCCGGCCCGGGCCCGGGCUUGGGAAGUUUGGAAAGCCCGGCCCGGUUCGGCCCGGAAAAUUUUAUACUAGGUUGGACAGAAAGAAAGCGGGAAACGAAAAGAAAAUGAUGGCAAAUUUUCGCAAGAUGUAUAGAAAAAUUUAGCAAAACCUAGGUACAUAAGCUCACUUUACGUUCGCUAUAAGCAUUGUGUUCGAAAAAAUGAAAAAUCCUAUCGUAAAAGCUUAUUUUUUCCUUUUUUCCGGGCAAAAUUCAAAUUUCAAAAAAACCGGGCCGGCCCGGCCCGGGCCUGAAAAUCGAAGCCCGGAGCCGGGCCGAGAAAUUAGUCGGCCCGGCCCGGGCCGGAAAUUUUUGCAAAGCCCGGCCCGGAGCCAUGCCUACCAUCUCCGCUAUGCGGCGGCAAGCCGCUGCUGCCCGACUGCAUCCUUUUUUUCAUCUUUUCUUCAACGGGGCGACAAAUUUCGCUGCGACGAUCCGCCGUUAUUUUCCCGACAGACUGAUAUUUUCCUGACAGAAUGGCGGUGCUCUGAUAGAGUAUCUGGUGUGAUUUUAGUCGUUUGCAUGCAAAAAAUAUCAGAUGGCGAACGACAGUCCAAUAAAGUCUAUUGUAUGGUGCAAAAAACAUAAAUUGCACAGUGCCAAAACGAACCUUUGUUUUCUCACAGUGCAUGCCGCCAAAAUCACUCUAGCGACUUUAGACCGGUAAAUAUACAUCAGGGAAUCCAGGGAUAUCUUUUCAUAACAGGCUCGAACAAUAAGCCUCUCAAAAUUUGUCGUAUUUUUUAAAAAAACAACUUUUAGCUGAAAAAGUUAAACAACCUUUGCAUUUUCAGGCCAAGGAAUCGACAAGGUAGAGGAGGGCGCCGCAAAAGUUGGUUCCGGCAUUGGAGAAGGCGCCAGCAAAGCCGCGGACAAGAUCGGCGACGGCGCGAGCAAGGCCGGCGACAAGAUUGGCGAAGGCGCCACCAAAGCCGAGGAUGCCGCUGGAGAAAUCGGUCAGGGAAUCAAGGACAAAGCCUCUGAAGUCGGGCAAGGAAUCGAGAAGAAGGGAUCUGAAGUUGGCCAAGGAAUUGAAAACAAAGGAGCUGAAGUUGGCCAAGGAAUCAAAAAAGAGGCCACUGAGAUUGGAGAAGGCGCCAAAAAAGCCGAAGAUGCGGCUGAAGACAAAGUCGGACAGAUCGGGCAAGACCUGAAAAAGACUGCUUCGGAUAUUGGCCAAGCUGUUGGGGACAAAGCCAGCGAGGCCAAGGAGAAAGCCAAGGAAGUUGGGCAAGGAAUCUCGAACAAAGCCGCCGAAAUCGGCGAAGGCGCGAAAAAAGUGGCGGCCGGCGCCGUGGACCAAGCCAACGAGCUGACCGAUGCGGUUGGCCAAAAAGUCGGCGAAGCCAAGGAGAAGGCCAAGGAGAUCGGACAGGCCGUCGCGACUAAGGCCACAGAGAUUGGCGAGGGCGCCAAGACCGCCGCUUCCGACGCCGCCAGCACCAUGGGACAGGCGGCUGUGAAUGCGAAGGACGCGGUGAAGGAGAAGGCCUCGGACGUGGGCCAGGGCAUCAGCAAUGCCGCCGGAAAAGUGAAACAGGCCGUUGUGGACACGGCCGAGAACGUGAGACAUGCUGCGGCGGCCGCCGGCGACGCUUUGGGCAAGAAGUUGGAGGAGGCGGGAGUUAAGGUCCAAGAAGCCGUCAAGAGCUCCGAAUCCGGUGAAUCCAAGGAAUCCGCCGAAACCACAGAGGCUCCCAAAGCAUAA